This is a messenger RNA of Aspergillus alliaceus, 1677 nucleotides long. RefSeq names its product putative NTP binding protein. The transcript has a single exon. The record is from RefSeq and is a predicted model, not a curated record. NCBI's taxonomy places the organism in Eukaryota, Fungi, Ascomycota, Eurotiomycetes, Eurotiales, Aspergillaceae. The coding region runs from base 205 to 1650 and encodes 481 amino acids.
CCUGACGAGAUCGGAAAGCAGCGCUUCAGCACUAUAUGGGAGGAAUCUCCAUCAAAACCAAAACAGAAGGCGCCCGAGCCGAAUCCGGACGGCUCUUUUUUAGGGUGCAGGGAAAUCAAUGGCCCAAACGACAAAAACCCCGACGAGAUCCUAUUUUUCUCGACGGCCAACGAGCGCCCAAGAGUAGUAGAUGUCUCGGUACCAAUGGCCAAAGCGAAGGAGUGGAAGAAACUCGCAACGCCGAGUCACCCGGCGACACCAGCAUUGGAGGAAAAGACUGUCGUUCAAGAAGAAUGGAAACCAAUUUCUCAGAAUUUGAAGCAUGCCCAAUGCUCCAAGCAGUCGCCGAAGACGAUGUGUCGCGAGACCACAUGCACGCACCAGGAAAAACCAGAGAUGUCUGCGCGUAUUUCAGGCAAAGAGAACACACGCCACGCUGCCAGCACAACGAGAAUCCCGGACCAGAGAAAGAACCAGGGGGACGAUGUAUUCAUUAUCACACCCACUAUCACACGCACUAUGGUGACUAUGGCGGAUACGAGAAGCGCUACAUCGACGCAAACACGAAUACAGCAGCCCACGUCUCGAGUGGCAGGCGAGACAGUCAAGGAUGCGAGGGUGAAGCCACAGAUGAGCUCUUCACCAUCAGGGUUACGACGAGCGACCCAAAAUUCGUGGGAGAGAUCACACGUAACUUAUACAGUACCUUCAAGAGGCACUCCCAUCACAAGCACCCCCGUGGUACAGCAAACUCGAGCAGAGCUGGAACACUUGGGCGUAGAGAGGCGCCGAGCUAUACGUGGGUACAUCCGUAUGCCAGGCAUGGUAAAAUCGCGCACAGAAAAUCUCGGUCAACGCACACAUAAUUCUGCUUCAUCACACGUGUGUGUUGCACCGCCGAGCAACGAGAACCAACCCCCUGCCAGGAGUGUUUCGGACUCGUCUCAAUUCUUUCCAUCCUCGGCCCAGGAUAUUUCUCCCGCCAGUUCGCUCACCAGGGAUCAACGAAAUCAAAAAGCACCACCGCAGACCGCUAGAAUUGUUGAAGUGGCCGAAUUGGAUGGCCUUCAAGUUGAUGAUCCUAAAGAAGAGAGUAGGACAGAUCACAAGGAAGACCACAGGUCGAGCGACAAGUGCACACCAAGAGAGCAUGCUCGUCUGAAAGUCACCGACCUACAUGCUGGUCUGCAAGCUAGUGUCGUACAGCCGGAUUACCGGGGUGUAUUGAAUUCGGUGACUAUGAGUUUAUUGAUGGACAUCUUCGUUCUGUCGGCUGCACAGGCACAAGGACUUUUUGCUCAAAUAAUGGACAACAGGCAUUCGAGGACAGACUUGUUCAGGGUUGCCUUGAACUGUGUCCUGAACAUGGCUGAGCAUUGCUUACAUGUUUUCAGGAACCUGCUCCAUGCUUGCUCCGUUUACACUACAACAGGGGCCUGGCCUAGGCCAAGCGAGAAGGAUUUUGCUCGCUUGCUGACCGAUCUUUAUCAAGCCACGAUUUACCUUGCUGCUCUUGGUUUCAUCAUGAUGCUUGUAGGUCGGGCGCUUGGGUAUGUGGUUUUGAUUGGAAGCUGGAUUGUGUGGUUCAUAAGGCCUAUCGGGUGGCUUUUAGGCGCUCUGGGAAGAGUUCUACUGGGCAUGACGAGCUGACAUCAUUGAUACUUUCCUUGUUCUUGU